AUGAGUGGCUUCUAUCACCAGUACAUUCCGGGCGCCCCGGGCGCUGGCGAGGACGCCAGUCCCGGAGCUCACGAUGCCCAUCCAUACGCCCCUAAUACUCCAGUUCAACUUGGAGGUAAUGAACCAACUUUGGUCAACCCUUACGAAAAUAUGGGUUACUUUGCCGGAUUUACGGAUCCGAUCAUGUUCCAGCCCCCUAAAGCGCAAAAUCCGCGGAAUCGAAGAAAGUCAGCCCCUGGGCUGGAUCAUGUCAAACACCGCCGGACUAGAUCGGGCUGCUACACAUGCAGAAGUAGACGUGUCAAAUGUGACGAGACACAUCCCAUUUGCGAGAGAUGUCGUAAAGGUAAACGCGACUGUGUUUACCCGGACGGUGCGGGCUCAAAGGGGCCGGCUGGAUCAUCUUCCAAAGAAGGCGCGGCUUCUCAACAAUCCGGAAGUGCUGGAAACUCGCCAGAAGGACUCGACGACGGAGCUGAGAGCGAUAGCAAAUUAGAACCGAUUCUUGACGAAGACGAGCCCGAGGAGGAAUCUCCACAACAGACUUCGAGAUAUCCCAGAAGAGCGAGCAUCGCUUCGAGCUCUAACUUGCCCAGAUCGAGCACACGUCACAGCUCCGAAACACCCUCCCUCGAUGGGACGAAGAGUUCAUCUGAAUCGGCUUCGACAGGAACAAGCGCGGGCUUCAUGACCCCUUUUCAGGCUUCGGAUCCAUCCAUACAACCCGGCCCUCUGGACUGGUCCCAUCUGCCGCCGGAUUUACGCUUUCACCUCGACUACUUCCGUGAAAACUUGACGCAUUACAACUACGGGAUGGUGUUGGAUACCGAAGACUUCUUCAGGUCGUUCCUCCCCGCCACCGCCGUACGGCAGGGCAACGAUGCAUUGUUAUACGCAGUAGUAGGCUUUGCAGCUUACCACCGCACAGUCCAUAACCCGAAUGGCCAAAUCCAGGAUUUCUUGCAAUAUUAUAACAAGAGCGUCACCUUGCUCCUGGCUUCGUUUAGGAAGAAGGAGAAGCAGAACACCGCCACAUUGUUGACAAUUCUACAGCUAGCAACAAUAGAGGAGUAUUUGGGUGACUGGGUGAACCUGAUGGGACAUCAAAGAGCCGCGUUGCAGAUACUUACAAAACUAUUCACCGCGCAGACCGCACAGCAGUCCUCCGUUACCAGGAUGAUUCUCACUUGGUACGUUCGAUUCGAUGUCUUCGUCGGCAUGCUAGGAGGUUUCGAAACGAGACUCCCGCGAGCGUGGUUCUCAGUCAUGGUCGAAUAUCUCGAAACCCAACUCGCGCAAGAACCAGACGACUGGAGCUUGAAACUAGACUACUGCUCCGCUACCAUACGUCUGAUCACAGUGGACAUGUCACUGCUCUAUGCAAGAGCGGGUCGAGGCGAAAUUAUUGGUGAAGCAUUUGGCACAGAGCACAGACGUCUCGAGCAACAAUUGAGGGAUUGGAAGGCGAAUCUCGAUCCAGCUCUUACGCAAGACGAGUACCAGGUGACCGACUUUAGACAUAGGAGGCCAUUGACCGAAACCGACAUCGUCGAUCCUUACACAGGGAAGGAUCUGUACAAGCCGCCCUUCUUCUCCACGACGGUCCUGAUCUGCGAAUGGCACUCGAUAAUGGUCAUGCACAAGAGCCAGGAGGCAUUGGCGCUACAGCAGGAGCCUACACCCGAGCUGAGGGAGCUGGCGUUUGGCAUCUGUCGGAUCUUCGAGACGGUCGAGCGGUGGCCCUAUAGCCCGAACGGUGCAGUCAUCAUACUGCAGUCCUGCCUGGCGAUAGCAACAUUGUUUCUCCCGAAGGAUCAGAAGCACCACAUGUGGAUGAGACGGAAGUUCGCAUAUAUUGAAGCACUCGGGUACGUGUUCCCGCUGACCAUGAGAGCGCGGUUCGCCCAGAUAUUCCAAGACCCGUCCUGCACCCACUGGUGGCUCCCCAACGACGAAGGCCUCACGCCUAUCGUGCAGAACAUACGCGCGUUCGCGGAUGAGCGCAAUGCCAACCCGGUCUCCGAGCAGACCGAAAAUCUCCGGGAAAUGAGCGCAAUCUUUGCCAAAAUGCGCCUCGACCCCCACCACAACGACAGUUCUCAGCGCGAGCUUUCUGGGAAGGGCAAGAAGGUUGUGGGCUAG
Molecule: messenger RNA, 2142 nt
Organism: Neoarthrinium moseri
Lineage: Eukaryota; Fungi; Ascomycota; Sordariomycetes; Amphisphaeriales; Apiosporaceae
Exons: 5
Coding region: 1-2142 (713 amino acids)
Biological process (GO): positive regulation of transcription by RNA polymerase II
Cellular component (GO): nucleus
Molecular function (GO): transcription cis-regulatory region binding; DNA-binding transcription factor activity, RNA polymerase II-specific; zinc ion binding
Source: RefSeq, a predicted model, not a curated record